This is a messenger RNA of Nipponia nippon (crested ibis), 2073 nucleotides long. Lineage: Eukaryota; Metazoa; Chordata; Aves; Pelecaniformes; Threskiornithidae. The record is from RefSeq and is a predicted model, not a curated record.
GCCGGGAGGAGUACGUGGCCACCUUCAAGGGCAACGAGUUCUUCUGCUACGACCUGUCCCACAACCCCAUCCAGAGCAGCACGGACGAGCUGACGCUCUCCUUCCGCACGCUGCAGCGCAACGGGCUGCUGCUGCACACCGGCAAGUCGGCCGACUACGUCAACCUCUCGCUGAAGAGCGGCGCCGUCUGGCUCGUCAUCAACCUGGGCUCCGGCGCCUUCGAGGCGCUGGUGGAGCCCGUCAACGGCAAGUUCAACGACAACGACUGGCACGACAUCCGCGUCACCCGCAACCUGCGCCAGCACUGGAUGCUGGGCCACCCCAUGCCGGGCGCGCUCGUGCCGCAGGUGACGAUCUCCGUGGACGGGAUCCUGACGACGACGGGGUACACGCAGGAGGACUACACCAUGCUGGGCUCCGACGACUUCUUCUACGUGGGGGGGUCCCCCAACACCGCCGACCUCCCCGGCUCCCCCGUCAGCAACAACUUCAUGGGCUGCCUCAAGGACGUGGUCUACAAGAACAACGACUUCAAGCUGGAGCUGUCGCGCCUGGCGCAGGAGGGCGACGGGCGGGUGACGCUGCACGGGGCCCUGCUCUUCCGCUGCGAGGCCGUGGCCGCGCUGGAGCCCGUCACCUUCGGGACGCCUCAGGCCUUCCUGACGCUGCCGGCCUGGCCCGCGGCGCGCGCCGGCUCCGUCUCCUUCGACUUCCGAACCACCGAAGCCAACGGGCUCCUGCUCUUCGCCCAGGGGCGGCCGCAGGGGCCCGGCCACCCCCGGCCCGACUACUUCGCCCUGGAGCUGCUGGACGGGCACCUCUACCUGCUGCUGGACAUGGGCUCCGGCGGCAUCAAGGUGCGCGCCAGCGCCCGCAAGGUCACCGACGGCGAGUGGUGCCACGUGGACGUGCAACGGGACGGGAGGAAAGGCUCGGUGUCGGUGAACAGCCGCAGCACCCCCUUCCUGGCGAGCGGCGAGAGCGAGGUGCUGGACCUGGACUCGGAGCUUUACCUGGGGGGGCUCCCCGAGGGGCGGCCGGGCCCCCCGCUGCCCCCCGAGCUCUGGACGGCCUUUCUGCGCUACGGCUACGUGGGCUGCAUCCGCGACCUCUUUGUCAACGGCCGCAGGCCAGAGGCGGCGGUGCUGAGCUACGACGGCAGCAUGUACCUGAAGGUCCUGGUGCCGGGGGCGGCGCAGACGGAGGCGGAGGACGUGGCCCUGCGCUUCAUGUCCCCCCCUCCCUACGGCCUGGUCCUGGCCACCACCUCCCGCCAGUCGGCCGACACCCUGCGCCUCGAGCUGGACGGGGGGCGCAUGAAGCUCACCGUCAACCUGGACUGUGUGCGCNNNNGGUGCGGCCCGGCUGACCCCCGCCCCCCAGGCAAGGGCCCCGAGACCCUCUUUGCGGGGCAGAAGCUGGACGACAACGAGUGGCACACGGUGCGGGUCGUGCGGCGCGGGCGCAGCCUCCAGCUUUCCGUUGACAACGUCACCGUCGAAGGGCAGAUGUCGGGCGCCCACACCCGCCUGGAGUUCCACAACAUCGAGACGGGCAUCGUGACGGAGCGGCGCUUCCUGGCCGUGGUGCCCUCCAACUUCUUGGGUCACUUGAGCGGGCUCCUCUUCAACGGGCUGCCCUACCUGGACCUCUGCAAGAACGGGGACAUCAGCUCCUGCGAGCUCAACGCCCGCUUUGGCCGCCGGACCAUCGUGGCCGACCCGGUGGCCUUCCGCGGUCGCGGCUCCUACGUGGCGCUGGCCACGCUCCAGGCCUACGCCUCCAUGCACCUCUUCUUCCAGUUCAAGACCACGGCACCCGACGGCCUCAUCCUCUUCAACAGCGGCAAUGGCAACGACUUCCUCGUCGUCGAGCUCGUUAAGGGCGGCGCCGGGCGCUCCCCCGUCGCCCGCUUCCCCCGCAGCGGCGGCAACGCCACCCUCCAGGUGGACGGCGGCCCCCUGCACGAGCGCUACCCCCCAGGUACCACCCCCAGCCACCCUAUAGCGCGGGCGCGGCAGCGCAUCCCCUACCGCCUGGGGCGGGUGGUCGAUGAGUGGCUGCUCGACAAAG